AUGGUGCGGCAGAGCGAAGGUUUCAGGUCGCUGGAAAGCGUGUUGGUUGAACGGCGGCGAUAUCUCAAGGAGAUGGAAGCGCAGGACGAGCAGGAGCAGGAGACCCUGCGAAAGCUCCGGGGGGUCGUCCGAAGGAUGGACAGCCAGAUGCAACUUCUGCGGGAGCAGGCGGAGGCCGGGGUAGCGUCGCGCGGCGCUCCGGAAGACCCAGCGGCUUCCGAGUCGGUAUCGCUCUCGCAGCUGGACGAGUUGAAGACCAUGCGGGAGGAAGUCACCGUGCUUGCGGGAUCCACCAGCAACGCGGUCGAAGAGGGCGAGCAAUGGACCACCGGCGCGGCGCAAGAGCUCGAGGCACUCGUGUCCCGCUCCCCGUCGUCCCACCAGCACGUGUCCACGGAGGAGACGGAGGAGUCUGAGCUGGACGCCGACGAGACGUGGAAGGCGGGCUUUGAAGGGCCCCUGGAAGAGGCUUUCCUCGACCUGGAGGGCAUCCUCGGGACUGUCAACUCGAUAAUGGACGUGGCAGCCGCGAAGCCCGGCGUUAUGGAGGGCGGCGCUUACGUCCGCCUGGUAGAGGACGCCGGGCUAUCUGCCUCUACAGCUGCCGAUGCUGCCGCCGCUGCGGACGGGGAUAGAAACCUGCAGACGAGGGUUGAGGCCAUCGCUGCCCAAGAGGUUGCGCUUAAGUGGGGAGAGGCGGAGGCCACGGGCGAGCACGGCGGACGGGACGCUGUGUCUAAGGAGGCAGGGGUAUUGGCGACUGUCGAGGAAGCCGAGGAGCUCGUUGCUCGGGAAGUAGAGAUGUUCUCGUCGGGAGGCACGGGAAUGCCGGACUACGCUUCCCUUACCCCCGGAGCCAAAGUCGUUUACGGCCCUUUCCCCGUGGCGCCUGCCUAUGACGGUGAGGCACAGCAGGGCGACGGCAUGGUCGAGAAGAAGGGGUGGCUCACGUCCAAGACCCUGGCGAGCACGGAGCUGGAGUGGCACGACUACCUGCUGCACAUGCUCAGGGUGCCCGGCCGGGUAUACGCCGAGGACGGCGACGCCGCGCUGUCGGCCUCCAACUCCCUCGGCUCCUGCUUCGCGUUCAAGGGCGGGGAGGGGAGGCUGACCGUCGAGCUCGCCCGCCCGCCGCCGCCGCCGCCGCGCAGCAGCGGCGGAGAUGGAAACCCCGGUGCGGCGACGACGACAGCGGCCGGGUUCGUCAGGGUGACCCACGUGUCCAUCGAGCACGCGCGCGCUGCGUCCGCUCCGACGGCGGCGCAGAGCGCCCCCCGCGCCUUCAGGAUCCUGGGCUGGGACGCUGACCCCGCCGGCACGGCGACGACCACGGCGUCUCUCGUCGGCGGCGGGGGCGACGGAGGGGGCGAGGCGCUGCUGUCGCCGCACGUGCUCCUGGCCGGCGCCGAGUACCAGGUCGGGGAAGGGGCUCCGGGGGUGCAGACGUUCGCGGUGGGGGAAGGGAGGGGGGAGGAGGCGCAGGCGGUGGUACCCCCCGUUGGGUGGGUUACGCUCGAGGUGCAGAGCAACCACGGCGGGGCGUGGACCUGCCUCUACGGCUUCCGCGUGCACGGUGACCCGGUCCGUUGAGCCGGUGUUGAGGCUUGGGGGGGGGGGGGAAGCGCUGUUCAAGGCUGGCGCGAUGCGCGUCGGCUUGCUGUUAUGCGUGCAUCGGCGGAAAGUCUGGGUCGGUUGUCUGUAUCGGUAGGAUAGGCGGGCGUAGGGGCCUGUUUUUUUGGUUGUGUAGGUCUUGGGGCCUGGCUGGCUGCUCACGUGGUGACAGGAAGCCUCAGGGAAUCGCUCACCGGUUUGGGUGGGGGGAAUCACUAUUGCCGGCAUAACGGCUACUAGAAGGGGCGCAGUGGGUGGUCGGGAGUGAUACAGCUGUGGCUUAGUGUUUUGUCUUAUCCUAGAUGCUAUCGUAAGACUGUUCGUCGGGUCGUGAUUGGCCGUUGUGGUGGCGUGUGAGUGGAUUUCUGGAUCCUCGAGGAGGAAAAGGAGACGCGUGCAUUCCCCCAGGUUUCAGGAGCAGGGGAUGCGUUAAGGGUUCUUUUGUUGGGGUGGCCUUAGCGCGAGAGAGCAUCUUCGGCUUUUGACAUGUACUGCGCCGCGCACGGCGGAACAUGCAUCCAGGUCGGCGCGCUGCAUUGGUGAGAAGUGGUGCUUGUCUAGUCGCAGCUUCCUGUGCGAUAGCGUUGGUUGGUCUCUCGCGAGAGUAGCGGAAUCAAGGGUACGCAUUUUUUUUCCAAAGUUGACAUGCCAUGCAUGCCUGGCGUUGUGUUUGUUUUAAAUGGGCGUCCUUUUAAACGUCAAGGAAUGGUUGAUCUUGGUCGCGGCGAUUUUGAGGCAAGGCUGUGUCUGGUCUGAAGUACUCUAAGCGUAACCCUCGAGGUGGAACACUCGGUUGGCCACCGUCUCCUCAUUCACGCCUGGAAGUUGGGGUGAGUUCUUCGCACGACGGGGUUAGUCUCGUGGGAAGUGUCGAUGGCUUCAGCAAGGCAUAGCAUGGCCACUCGCUGCUGAUGUUGCUCGGAGAAAUCGCCAAUGCUGCUCUAGUAAAAUCGUAUGGCGGGGGUGCAAACGUAACUAAAGGAGUCGUCCAUUGUGCGCUUUCAUACACGUGGUGUUGUUCCAAUAGUAGACUCAACAGAUGAGUGAAUAGUUCUGGUUUGAUU
Ectocarpus siliculosus is the source of this 2675-nucleotide messenger RNA. The record is from the annotation of a GenBank genome assembly. Lineage: Eukaryota; Phaeophyceae; Ectocarpales; Ectocarpaceae.